Molecule: messenger RNA, 1789 nt
Organism: Gossypium arboreum
Lineage: Eukaryota; Viridiplantae; Streptophyta; Magnoliopsida; Malvales; Malvaceae
Product: berberine bridge enzyme-like 17
Exons: 1
Coding region: 55-1668 (537 amino acids)
Molecular function (GO): oxidoreductase activity; FAD binding
Source: RefSeq, a predicted model, not a curated record
UAUAUACCAUAACAACAAUGCACCAUUACCAUAUCUCUUCACAUUAUUUCCAAAAUGAAAGCUUCAAGCUACACCUGUUUCAUUGUUUCGAUUUUCGUUUUGUUCUCUAUUUCAUCCGCGGCAUCUUACGAUCCGGUCGAUUUUGAUGCUUUUCUUCAAUGCCUUCCUAAACAUUCCGACCAUUCUGUCUCGAUUGCUGGAGCUAUAUUGACUCCCAACAAUGCAUCUUUCCAAUCUAUUUAUCAAUUACGUGCUAACAAUCUUCGAGUCUUAUUAUCUGCGACUUCAAGGCCGGUGGCUAUUAUAACCGCUCUACAUCCAUCCCAUGCACAAGCUGCGGUCAUUUGCGCUAAGCGUCAUGGUUUUCAACUAAGGAUUCGAAGUGGUGGACAUGAUUACGAGGGACUUUCGUAUAUUUCCGACGUCCCGUUUGUUAUCCUCGAUAUGUUCAACCUUAAGUCUAUAGAUAUCGACAUGAAAACCGAAACGGCAUGGGUUCAAGCCGGAGCUACUACCGGCGAACUUUAUUAUAGUAUAGCCAAGACAAGCGAAGUCCAUGGAUUCCCAUCUGGUGUAUGUACCACUCUUGGCAUUGGUGGACACUUCAGUGGAGGUGGGUAUGGAUUUUUAAUAAGAAAAUACGGGCUUUCCAUUGAUAAUGUCAUCGAUGCACAAUUGAUCGACGCUAAAGGUCGAAUCCUUGACCGUAAAUCAAUGGGGGAAGACGUGUUUUGGGCUAUAAGAGGCGGUGGAACUACUAGCUUCGGUAUCAUCCUUUCAUGGCGGAUCAAGCUGGUUCGUGUCCCACCUAGGGUCACUGUUUUCAACGUACAAAGGACCUUGGAACAAGGCGCAACGGAGCUGGCUUAUCGCUGGCAACAAGUUGCUCCUAAACUGCCCAAAGAUCUCUUCAUUAGACUCCAGCCUGUGCCUAUCAACAAUGGCGGCAACAAUAAAACUGUUAGCGUUUCAUUCAUCGGCCAUUUUCUGGGACAAGCUGAUGAACUUUUACGAUUAAUGAACGUAAGAUUCCCUGAAUUGGGUUUGACCAGAAAUGAUUGUUCAGAGAUGAGUUGGGUCGAAUCGGCCUUAAGUUGGGCGGGUUUCCCCAAUGGAACAUCCAUUGAUGUGUUGCUCAAUAGAGUUCAAGUAGACAGAGUGUUUUACAAGACCAAGUCCGAUUACUACAAAGCAGUGAUCCCCAAACAAGGGUUGGAGACCUUAUGGCAAGUGUUGAUGGACAUUGAAGACAUAUUCGUGCAAUUUAACCCUUACGGUGGGCGAAUGGAGGAGAUAUCCGAGUCGGAGACAGCCUUUGCGCACCGCGGUGGGAACCUCUUCAAGGCACAGUACGGGAUCCAAUGGUCCGAGUCCGACGGAGGGAUCAACGCCACAGGGCGUUAUGUCGAGAUGUCAAGGAGGUUGUACAAUGCGAUGGCCCCGUAUGCGUCGAGCAACCCGAGGGAAGCGUUUUUCAAUUACCGAGACCUCGACGUCGGUAGCAACGAAAGCGGCGAGACGGAUUUUGAGGUUGCGAAGGAAUACGGAGCAAAGUAUUUCAGGAACAAUUUUUUGAGGCUGACGGGUGUGAAAGCCAAGAUAGACCCUGAGAAUUUCUUCAAGAACGAACAAAGCAUACCGCCUUUGCCAACGCCGCCAUCUCAUUAAAACAAUAUUGAAAUAUCUUCUCAAUAAUUUUAAUUUCCUUACCAUUUUUAUUAUAUCUAAGUUCACUGUGUAUGUUGUUAUUUCUUUAUGUACAAUAAAAUAAUUAUAAUUAUUCUUAAAA